AUGCUCAGCGCCCUCGCCCUUCUGCUCCUCAGUCCCCCCCUGGGGGUGGGCUCCGAACAGUGCCCCCCCGACCGCCCCUGCCACGGGUCUUCAGCCUGGGUGGACUGCCAUGCCGAAGGCCUCACCCAGGUCCCCCAAGGCCUGCCCCACAGCACCCGGUACCUGGAUCUCAGGGACAACAAGCUGGCCAAACUGCCGCACCUAUCUUUCAACCAUCUGUGGUCCCUCAGGAUCCUGGUUCUGUCCAACGCUGGACUCCAGGUCCUACAGAACAAGGCGUUCUGCCACCUGUACCUCCUGGAGAAGCUGGACCUGAGCGGCAACGAGCUCCGCCGGCUCCCCGCAGACUUCUCCGAGUGCCUGUCCGCUCUGCGGGAGCUCCGGCUGGCCGGGAACGCCCUGGAGCGCCUGGACGCUCCCAGCCUGGACGGCCUGGAGAGCCUGGAGAGGCUGGACCUCGGCGGGAACCGCCUGCGGACCGUGGCCCCGGGGGCCCUGCGGGGCCUCGCCCGCCUGCGGCACCUCCGUCUCCACGGCAACCGGCUGGCCGCCCUGCCGGUCGGCGCGCUGCUGAGCCUGGAGGUGCUGCUGCUGGGCAACAACAGCCUGGCGGAGAUCUCCGGCGAGGCCCUGGGGUCCCUGCGCGCGCUGUCCCUCCUGGGCCUGGAGGACAACCGGCUGGAGCGCCUGCCCUUCGCGGCCCUCCUGAGCCUGCGGACGCCGGGCACGCGGCUGCGGCUGGCGGGGAACCCCUGGAGCUGCGACUGCGACCUGCACCACGCCUUCGGCAAGCUGCGCCGCGUGCGGAGGCUCGCCGUGGACGACUACGCCAACGUCACCUGCCGCGGGCCGCCGGCGCUGGCCGGGGCGGCGCUGGCCGAGGUGGACGGCCGGCUGUGCCUGGCCGAGACCGCCACCGUGCUGGUCAUCACCGUCACCGUGCUGGUCACCGUGGCGGCCGCCGUCGUCAUGGCCGAGCACAACCGCAAGAAGGGCCGGGACUCCGAGUCCGAGGACGACUUUCAGGACAAGUGA
Molecule: messenger RNA, 1035 nt
Organism: Conger conger (European conger)
Lineage: Eukaryota; Metazoa; Chordata; Actinopteri; Anguilliformes; Congridae
Product: chondroadherin-like protein
Exons: 2
Coding region: 1-1035 (344 amino acids)
Cellular component (GO): plasma membrane
Molecular function (GO): protein binding
Source: RefSeq, a predicted model, not a curated record